CGAGUCUACGAAAAAGCCUUUGCGGGUGGGUAAGCCAUGCAGGAACAACGGUUCCCCCAGAACAGUCGAUGCAUUUUCUAUUUUCACGAACUUUGCCGUUCAUUUGCAGGUGUUGAGGCUGCGCUUUCUCACUGCUUUGCCGACCUGAGGUGCCUGUGUUACCAGCGCUGUGGUGUCUGACAGUUCUUCCAUGUGCGUGCAACCGUGGCUCAACUUGACAGACUACGGGGCAGCGCAAGGAUGAAGAGUGGUUCAACAGGUGCUGUGCCGGCGGUUGCAUUCCUCUGCUUGACUGGGACGCUUUCUGCUCGCCCCUGUCCGCGUUGCGGCGAUGACAUCGACAGGCAAGGUUUGGCUGUGGACAUCGGUUUCCCUCCCGUCGUUUUCCCGCUUGGUCAAUACACACUGGCGGAUUGCGCUGCGGAGACGCCAAAAUUCUGGAAAAAAAAACAAACAAACAUCCCGCUGUCAGAGCCGCAAAACACUCAAACACUGGGUGCUCCUAUUUGCCCAGUUUCCCACGAUCUGAGUCCCUUUUCGCGAACUCUCUGGCACCUGACUCUUGUGACACUGGCAAGUCUCACAAUAAACCUGUGACAUCGCGGGUGUGCCUGGGGAAGGCUGGGAGAACCUUUUAGCCCCUCGAAAAGCCAGCAGUGUCCAGACAAAUCGGAAGGAUUUGUUGGAACGCUAACUGUUAAACGGUA
Messenger RNA from Macroventuria anomochaeta, 707 nucleotides. RefSeq lists its product as uncharacterized. Lineage: Eukaryota; Fungi; Ascomycota; Dothideomycetes; Pleosporales; Didymellaceae. The transcript has a single exon. The record is from RefSeq and is a predicted model, not a curated record. The coding region runs from base 241 to 597 and encodes 118 amino acids.